Molecule: messenger RNA, 621 nt
Organism: Emericellopsis atlantica
Lineage: Eukaryota; Fungi; Ascomycota; Sordariomycetes; Hypocreales; Bionectriaceae
Exons: 3
Coding region: 1-621 (206 amino acids)
Source: RefSeq, a predicted model, not a curated record
AUGACCCAACUCAACAACAUUGUGCACACUGCUCUACUCCUCGCCGGCACGGUGGCUGCUGGGGGCUGCAAGACCUUUCCAGCUUCGAUGGACGAGUACUCUGCCGGCUUCAAGCAGCCAGAGCCACCGCUGGUCAAGUCCGAGUUCACCACGAGCUUCGUCCAGCACAAGUGGAACGAGAAUGUGUCCCACAUCGCGGCCGGCUUCAUCACAAACUCGGCAUCCAAGGGUGUCGUCCACGUCGACCUCGCCUUUGACGGAUCCCUUGCCUCGUCCGUGUUCAACUACGCCAACGUCACGGACGAGGGCCUCGUCGACAACACGGUCACCACCCUCUUGCCCAACUCGACCACGCUCGAUGUCUGGCAGGACUAUGUCAACCCCAACUUCCCCAUCUUUCCCGAAGAUAUCCUCGUCCAGUCGGACGCCGUCUUCAGCGGACUGGUGGACAAGAAAUUCCUGACGUAUCCCGUCGCGGCUUGGAGCAUCAUGUAUCAAGGCGUGAUCCCCACGACCGUCUAUGUCGACAACACGGGUAUGCUGGUUGGGUACGACUACUUCUCGCCGGGCCUGCGCACCCGCGUCAUCACCGAAUUCUUCAACACCAAGGCCACGGCCUAA